AUUAACUGUCAAAGCGGCCAUACUAGCCUUUCGUACUUCCUCUCCAACUUUUUGACUUUCUUUUGCGAGUUACUACAAACUGCAUAAACAUGGGUCGUAUGCACGCUCCUGGUAAGGGUAUUUCCCAAUCAGCUUUGCCAUACCGUCGUUCGGUACCAUCAUGGUUGAAAUUGAAUGCCGAAGAUGUUAAAGAACAAAUCAAGAAGCUCGGCAAAAAAGGAAUGACACCAUCACAAAUCGGUAUUAUUCUUCGUGAUUCACAUGGUGUUGCUCAAGUUCGUUUUGUGAGCGGUAACAAAAUUUUGCGAAUCUUGAAAUCAUUGGGAUUGCGUCCGGAUAUCCCUGAAGAUUUGUAUUACUUGAUCAAGAAAGCUGUUGCUAUUCGCAAGCAUUUGGAACGCAACCGAAAAGACAAAGACAGCAAAUUCCGUUUGAUCUUGGUUGAAUCGCGUAUCCAUCGUUUGGCUAGAUUUUACAAGACAAAGAGCGUAUUGCCACCAACAUGGAAAUACGAAUCCAGCACAGCAUCAGCAUUGGUUGCCUAAAAUGUAAUCCGGGCAAAAUACAGAUGUUUUUGAAAAUAAAAAUGUAAAAGUUUUUUUUAAAACAAAACACCUGAAUAUAAAAGAAAAUUUACUGAUAAACAAAAAAUUGUGCAAA
Contarinia nasturtii (swede midge) is the source of this 660-nucleotide messenger RNA. It is a transcript of the gene RpS13, whose product is annotated as 40S ribosomal protein S13. Gene Ontology annotation, biological process: translation. Gene Ontology annotation, cellular component: cytosolic small ribosomal subunit; nucleolus; ribosome. Gene Ontology annotation, molecular function: structural constituent of ribosome; small ribosomal subunit rRNA binding. NCBI's taxonomy places the organism in Eukaryota, Metazoa, Arthropoda, Insecta, Diptera, Cecidomyiidae. The record is from RefSeq and is a predicted model, not a curated record. The transcript is spliced from 3 exons. The coding region runs from base 90 to 545 and encodes 151 amino acids.